CCCUUCUCGAGAGCAAAACGCCAACAGCAGCAGUUGCAGACGAACAGCAAGCGCUCGCUUCCCCCCUCGCCUUCCCUUAUCGCUGCUGUUCUUUUCACCUUGUCGUCAAUUCCUCCCUUCCUCCCUUCCUCCCUUCCUCCCCUCCCUUCCUCCCUUCCUCACCACCACGGACAACGAUGGCCUCCUUUGCUCCUCGCGCUGGCUCGCCAGCCAUGUUUGAGCUGUUUGACGAUGCCCAGAUGAUGUCCUCGUUUGGCGACCUGCUGGACCUCGCCAGCUUUGACCUCGACGUUGCCCUCCCCCCAACAACAAGCGCGCCGAUGGCGACGCCAAUCACAACAGACACCACCACCAGCAGCAUCAGCAGCACUGACGUGUGUGUGCCGCACAUGGACAGCAUGGACCUUGCGCUCGACAGCCUCGCCUCGGUCGGCAGCACCGACGCCGACUUGGACAGCGCGCUUGACAGCUAUUUUGCUGGUGAGGAGCCCGCCUACCCGCCGCUCUCCACGCUCAACUUGGAGUCGUUGGCAAUCGUUGGUGGUGCACCAAGCUCGCCCGCGUCGUCGUCCACCAUCAGCGGCAUGCGCAUCUCCACGCCCUGUUCUCCCGCCGAGUCGGCAUACACGUCAUCGUCGUCGUCGUCGUCGCCGCCGUCUGCAGCCGAGGCGUGGUCCACAAUGGCCACCACUUGGUCCUUCCACGGCCAGGGCAACAGUGUUGGCGUCGAGGCUGAGGCAGCUUCAAUGGCGCCUCCAUCUCCGAUGUUCGCGUCUGUGGCGUCGUCUCCACCAGCCUCGUCUGGCUACUCUUCGCCUGCGUCGUCGCCUGUGCGUCGCCAGUCCACACCGCCAGCAUCGCCCGCGGCCGACAAGAACCAGAAGAAGAAGACCAAGACAAAGAAGCAGAACCGCCAGCAGCAGCAGCAGCAGCAGCAGCAGGGCAUCGCCUGCACGCUGAGCGCUGCGGAGGAGCAGCUGAAGCAGUGGCUGUGCACGCACACCCGCGCCGGCGGCAUCACCACGGAGAAUGUGAUGGACCUUGUUGCCCAUGACGGCAACCGCAUGGCGCCCGCCCGCAAGAAGGACCGCUCCAGCCCCAAGAACGCGUUCUUCUUCCGCCUCGCUGCGCUGGACGUUGACAAAAUGACGUUCAAGGCCAUCAAGAAGACGCUGGCCCGCCUUGACCGCCCGGACAGGAGCGCGCUUGUCGAGCUCUACGUGGACGAGCGCCGCAAGGUGCAGAACCAGCGCUCCCAGGCCAAGAAGCGCGAGCAGGAACGCAUGGGCGUCAACACGCUCAAGACGAACAACAUCAACCUGCGCCAGGCUGUCGCCGACGCCGACACGCAGCUCGCUGGCCUCCAGCUUCUGCUCACCUCUGUCCUCCGCGCCAACGGCCAGGUGCCACAACAGCAGCAACCGCAACCGCUUUGCUGCUGAAGGCACCACGCGUGUUUGUUUGUGCUUGCUUGCACAAGCAAAACACCCGAAACCCGCCCCCCGAGACUGAUCGGAUAACCGACGUCUCGAUUUACCCCUUUUUUCUUUCACCCUUGAACGCUUGGUGUGAGCUGUUGUUGCUUUUGCAAGACACGGUUCCUCCACGCGCCUUUUUCCCCUUUGCUCUUUUUUCCUCGUGUGUCCUGUCAUUGUUGUUGUUUGUGUUUGUCUGUGUUUUGUUUCCGUUGUGACGACGACCGUUCAUGUCAUUUAGCCCUUUUCUUUUUUCCUGCCUGCCCUUGCUUUGCCUUUUCUUUUUCUUUCUUUCUUUUUGUUGCCUGCGCCUUGCUCUGCUUUUCCUAACUGCGUUGCCUCCUUUUGCAGCUGCACUGUUUUUGGCAGUGAGAUGACAUGAUGUGCUUGGUGGUUCUUGGCGCGCGCGCACGCACCCCCAAGACGCUUUGCGGCCCUUUAUUUCGCUCGUGUGUUGUGGGUUUUUGAUGCUCGGUGUUGUUUUUGUGUGGGGGUUCUUCUCUGAUAGGUGCCCGUUUUUCUUUGGCGCACACUAUUGCUCAAGGAGAAGUUUCCAUCCACCCACGCAAACCGCGCAGUCCCCACUUGACAAUCACUUGACAUGCACACACUGCGUGCGCCCGCCAUCCCCUCUUCAUCCAUCGUGUCUCUUGUCUGCCUUGUGUUGCUGUUGCUGCUGUUGUUGCUUUCAACGCGCCAGAAUACAUACAUCACUUAAAUUGAACCCCCCA
This is a messenger RNA of Salpingoeca rosetta, 2206 nucleotides long. RefSeq lists its product as uncharacterized. The transcript has a single exon. NCBI's taxonomy places the organism in Eukaryota, Choanoflagellata, Craspedida, Salpingoecidae. The record is from RefSeq and is a predicted model, not a curated record. The coding region runs from base 177 to 1442 and encodes 421 amino acids.